AUGACACAAGCAAUGCAGCAAAAGGCAACUGAUCGUAUUAUACAAUUUGCAGCUGAAUAUGAUUUGCAGGGAACUAAAUAUGUUAGUAAAAUUAUAUUAGAUGCUAUCGAUGCCUUCUUUGAUUUCGUACUCGUCGUCAAUCGACGUUCGCCAGCUACAUGGAAUCGAUUACGCGAAGAUGCUUUAAAAUGGGGUGAAGAAUUCUUUGGGCAAUAUUAUACCAAACUUCAUAUAAUAGCAGAGGAGAUUCAGGAAGGUAUAUCUCAGAAGUUUUGUGAACGUCAUGAUGAUAUUAGACAAAAAGCUUCCAUCGGCUUCGAAGAAACAUGGCUCACACCUUACAGACUUGUAUUGGAUUCUAUGCCAGGAAGCCGGACAAAUGUACGCAAUCUUCAUGCAGAUUUUAUUAAUUCAACUGUUGAAGAAGAAGUUAUUCGACCUGUGUUAAAGCAGGUAAUCAAUGUCAAACCACGUAACAUUCUACUUGACAAUGAUGAACAGGUCUUUCUCCCUGAUUUUGGUACAUGUCAACAUGGUACUGGGAAUGUAACCGUGAUUGGAUCGCGCCCAUGCGCUCCAGAACUGACUACAGAUCAUCCGUUCUCCUACGAUGGAGCAGCACUUGAUGUCUUCUCAUUAGGUACACUCAUGUACGCAGUUGCACCUAAACAAACAUAUCUAGAACCAAUGCAGCCGAUCACACAGGCUGAUCUGAACAGUCUUGAUCAAACUGUUGUUCUGGAUAGCUUUCAGCAACUAAUACUUCAAUGUGUUGAUUUUGAUCCUAAGCAACGUCCGACAGCAUCACAAGUUGUUCAGAAACUGAAAGAAAUUGCUGAUCAAGUGGCUAAUGGACGACCAUGUCUCGUAUGCUUGGAUCAGCCGCGUUAUCGGCGAUGCCUUCCUUGUGGUCAUAAGAUCAUGUGUAACACGUGCCUUGACCAAAUGCAAAAAUCAAAUCCAAUGCCCCGAUGUAUUCUUUGCAGACAAAUAUUCACGAGUACGCAGGAAGAUCACGAUGGACAUACUUAUGCAACGACCAUUCGAACAAACCAAACAUCAUGA
Rotaria sordida is the source of this 1065-nucleotide messenger RNA. Lineage: Eukaryota; Metazoa; Rotifera; Eurotatoria; Philodinida; Philodinidae. The record is from the annotation of a GenBank genome assembly.